Oncorhynchus masou masou (cherry salmon) is the source of this 1281-nucleotide messenger RNA. RefSeq names its product interferon alpha-inducible protein 27-like protein 2A. The transcript is spliced from 7 exons. The coding region runs from base 381 to 686 and encodes 101 amino acids. Gene Ontology annotation, cellular component: membrane; mitochondrion. NCBI's taxonomy places the organism in Eukaryota, Metazoa, Chordata, Actinopteri, Salmoniformes, Salmonidae. Gene Ontology annotation, biological process: apoptotic signaling pathway. The record is from RefSeq and is a predicted model, not a curated record.
UAACGUGUGAUGUGUCACGGUGCAAUUCAUUCUGUGCCGUACAGCCUUUUUCCACCAGGAGCAGCGCCUCUUUCGCAGAUUAAAAACAAUAAAUGAUCAAUGUUUUGAACAGGGACAGAGUGACAGGAGAGGUCAGCAUAAGGGCUUGCUGCGACAGGUCCAUGAGGGAAAAUGAGAAACCACACCGUUUGUGUAGGGUGACACAUAGUUCACCAUAAGGAGACCCCACCAUUCGCCUCACUGCCCCCGAAUAGCUACAGACUGGAGAACAACUUUUAAGGCUGCAUAUUUGUGUUCAGUGAAGAAGACCAUCUUCACAUAGACUAUUCAGCCUACCACUGAACAACGCCUAAAGCGGGAAGCUAUUUGAAUCCAAGAAAAUGGUGUCUGUAUCUGUGAUUGCCAUGGCAGUUGGAACUGGUACGGCGGCAGUGCUCAUUGCCCCUGUAGCUUUGGGAGCGAUGGGAUUCGGUGCUGCUGGGGUUGCAGCUGGAUCAACCGCAGCAGGCAUGAUGUCUUCUGCAGCCGUGGCCAAUGGAGGUGGGGUAGCAGCAGGGAGUCUUGUUGCUGCUCUACAGUCAGCAGGAGCUGCAGGACUCACCGGUGUGGCCACAGCUGUUGUGGGAAGUGUCGGCGCGGCAGCCGGUGGAGCAGUGGGAUGGGUGUCCUCUAAGUUCAGGGGGUGACCUCAAUAUUCAGCCGUAUUGACGCUGGGGUCUCAUCCUCGCUAUGAUUGCAUUGAUAAUAAAAUGGAUUAUACUUCAAAUGUGUCUUUCUCCCAUACUGUAUGUGCUGAGCUUUAGGAUAGAGAAGUUGACUAUAGCAUAGUGUUGAAGCUACUGAAUGUUUCCAUUGAUUUCUGACUGAUAAAGAGGAUGUGUUGAUUAGUGAAUGUGAAAGAUCAGUGAGUAUUGCAAUGCCUUGCUGAAGUAAAUAUAUUUUACAUUUGUCAAGGAGGUUGUAGUUAUUGGUCAAUUCAAUUUCUGUAUGAAGUUACAUUUGUGAUUGCAGAUUUAUAAACUAAAAAAUAAUGGUAGGCCAACUGUGGAUGGGGGCCCAUUCCUAAGUGGUGCAGUGGUCUAAGGCACUGCAUCUCAGUGCAAAAGGUGCCACUAUACAGUCCCUGGUUUGAAUCCAGGCUGUAUCACAUCUGGCCAUGAUUGGGAGUCCCAUAGGGCGGAGCACAAUUGGCCCAGCGUUGGCUGGGGUAGGCUUUCAUUAUAAAUAAGUAUUUGUUCUUCACUGACUUGCCUCGUUAAAUAAAUCAGUUCAUUGUCUUGA